Anoplopoma fimbria (sablefish) is the source of this 3261-nucleotide messenger RNA. It is a transcript of the gene mark3a, whose product is annotated as MAP/microtubule affinity-regulating kinase 3a. Gene Ontology annotation, biological process: protein phosphorylation; intracellular signal transduction. The record is from RefSeq and is a predicted model, not a curated record. Gene Ontology annotation, molecular function: ATP binding; protein serine/threonine kinase activity. Gene Ontology annotation, cellular component: plasma membrane; cytoplasm. Lineage: Eukaryota; Metazoa; Chordata; Actinopteri; Perciformes; Anoplopomatidae.
CCUGCUCUUGGUGAAGCUCUGACGUCCGAGCCGGGCACGGGGUCCCUGAACGCAUCCUAAUCCAGCCCAGCCGCUGAGUAGCCAUUUUGGUCCCACCUAAAACAGACACACCAGCUUCACUUUGGGUCGUCGGAGAUGGAAGAAAUCCGAGUCGACGGCGAGUAUUUCAGCCUCCAAACCCUUCUGAGCCCUUCCAGGAAACCUCGGCUGUUGACUCUCGACGCCAUGGCUUCUUUUUAAACACUUUGUGGGUGAAAUAACAAGCCUCGGGUGGUUCUUUUUUUAUUUUAUUUUUUUGAAGUGGCGACAGCGCCUUAGCGUUUAGUUCAGAUAGCUUCACUGACCCCGACCAAAAAACGGACAGACGGACACUAGUUCUCUAACAGUUCAGGUGCUCGGCUCCAAACACGUCCGGUUUGAAAAUCGUCACGACCCAUGCUGAGACAGUGUCCCCCUGCAAGGCAACGCAAUAAUCUGAUUUUUUUGGGGGGACAUCAAACGCCGCCUGGUGGGAUUAAAGGACAUAUAAAGAAAGAUGUCAACAAAAACCCCUUUACCCACUGUCAACGAGAAGGUGACUGAAAGUCACACGUCUCACAGUAAUGGACGUCAGGAGAUCACCACGCGCUCGGCCCGGACCGGCGUUCGAUCCCGCAGCUCCGAGGAGCCGCAGCAGCCCCACGUCGGAAACUACCGGCUGCUCAAAACCAUCGGCAAGGGCAACUUCGCCAAGGUCAAACUGGCCCGGCACAUCCUGACCGGCAGAGAGGUGGCAAUUAAGAUAAUAGACAAGACGCAGCUGAACCCAAACAGCCUUCAGAAGCUCUUCAGAGAAGUUAGAAUAAUGAAGAUUUUGAAUCAUCCUAAUAUAGUGAAGCUCUUUGAAGUGAUUGAGACGGAGAGGACGCUCUACCUGGUGAUGGAGUACGCCAGCGGAGGAGAGGUGUUUGACUACCUGGUUGCACAUGGACGAAUGAAGGAAAAGGAGGCCAGGGCUAAAUUUAGACAGAUCGUAUCGGCGGUGCAGUACUGCCACCAGAAGCACAUUGUUCACAGAGACCUCAAGGCGGAGAACCUGCUCCUCGACGCAGACAUGAACAUCAAGAUCGCAGAUUUCGGCUUCAGCAACGAGUUCACGAUGGGAAACAAGUUGGACACGUUCUGCGGCUCUCCGCCGUACGCCGCGCCGGAGCUUUUCCAGGGGAAGAAGUACGACGGGCCGGAGGUGGACGUCUGGAGUCUGGGGGUCAUCCUCUACACGCUGGUCAGCGGAUCGCUGCCCUUCGACGGGCAGAACCUCAAGGAGCUGCGUGAGCGUGUUCUCAGAGGGAAGUACCGCAUCCCGUUCUACAUGUCCACGGACUGCGAGAACCUCCUCAAACGCUUCCUGGUGCUCAACCCGUCCAAGCGGGGGACUCUCGAGCAAAUCAUGAAGGAUCGAUGGAUCAAUGCAGGAUUUGAGGAGGACGAGCUCAAGCCUUACACUGAACCGGAGCUGGACAUCACGGACCAGAAGAGAAUAGAUGUGAUGGUCGGGAUGGGCUACAACCUGGAGGAGAUCCAGGAGUCUCUGGCUAAGAUGAAGUAUGACGAGAUCACAGCGACCUACCUGCUGCUGGGCAGGAAGGCCUCCGAGAUGGAGCCCAGCGAGUCGGCCUCCAGCAGCAACCUUUCUCUGGCCAAAGCGAGACCCAACAGCGAGCUCAACGGCCAGUCGCCCUCCCACCUCAAGGUCCAGAGGAGCGUCUCCUCCAACCACAAACAGCGGCGCUACAGCGAGCAAGUUGGUCAGAACGUCCCUCCGGGGAUGUCUCAUCCGAAGAGGAGUCAGACCACCACGGCGGAGAACAGCGCCAAGGAGGACGGCGGGGUCCAGCUGCGUAAACCCGGCACGGGGAGCCGCGGGGCUCCGCCCGCCAGCCCGUUGCUAGGCAACGCCAACAACCCCAACAAGGCCGACAUCCCCGACCGCAGGAAAGGCGUCACCACCGGACCGGCCAAUAACACGACGGCGUCGGCGGGGAUGACCCGGAGGAACACGUACGUCUGCAGCGACAGAAACAACACCGACCGCCUCUCCGUCAUCCCCAACGGGAAGGAGAACAGCAGUGUUGCGGCGUCGCCCGGCGGCCAGAGGAACCCGGUGGCGUCCAUCAACAGCAUCGCCAACGCCACCACUCCCGACCGCCUGCGCUUCCCGCGGGGCACCGCCAGCCGCAGCACCUUCCACGGCGGCCAGCUGAGGGACCGCCGCACGGCCACGUACAACGGCCCGCCGGCCUCGCCGACCCUCUCCCACGACGCCACCCCGCUCUCUCAGACCCGCAGCCGUGGAACCAGCAACCUGUUCUCCAAGCUCACCUCCAAACUCACCCGCAGAAACAUGUCAUUCAGGUUUACCAAAAGAGUCUCAACCGAGUUUGAGAGAAACGGGAGACUUGAGGGCUCAAGUCGCCAUGUACCUGGGGAUCAAAAAGGGGAAAAUAAAGACAGUAAACCCCGCUCCCUCAGAUUCACUUGGAGUAUGAGGACCACCAGCUCCAUGGAGCCCUGCGACAUCAUGCGGGAGAUUCGCAAGGUGCUCGACGCCAACAACUGCGACUACGAACAGCAAGAGAGUUUCCUGCUCCUCUGCGUCCACGGAGACGGGCGGGCGGAGAACCUGGUCCAGUGGGAGAUGGAGGUCUGCAAGCUGCCCCGACUCUCCCUCAACGGCGUCCGCUUCAAACGGAUAUCCGGAUCAUCCAUCGCUUUCAAAAACAUUGCUUCCAAAGUUGCCAACGAGUUAAAGCUAUGAACAAAAAAAACAAACAAAAAAGGGGGUUUAAAAAGUAUACAUAUAUAUAUCUAGAAGUAUUUAAGCUGUACAAUCAUCCAAGUAGCAGUUUCCAAAUGUCUCCCUUUUUUUAAACAAAAUACAGAGUAUGUAUUGAAUAUUAUAAUGUAUAGAUUAAGGCUUUUGGCAAUAAUCACUGAAUUACCUACUAAUAUCUCAGUCUGUUGUGGCCACGCGGAGGCCGACUUUAACGAGUUCAAUAUGAUUUGUCAUGCUGUGAAUGUGGACAAAAAAAGAUAAACAUUUCUAGUCUUAUUUAUUUUUCAUCUUUUUUUUUUUUGUUUCGUUUUUCCUCUGGGGAAAAAAGAAAAAGAAAUUUAAGUAGCGGUUUUUUUUUUGUUUUUGUUUUCAGUGUAAAUAAUUGUAUCUUUACUUUCAACACGGCUUCACUGCAAUACUCAUUUUUUUUUUUUUUUUUUGUAUUU